CUUUACCAUGCAGUGCGCCGGCAAGCAAACCUUCUGUUCUCACAUACCGUCGAUAAGCAAGUCUACUCACGUACCGCUGAGAGGAUGCUCCCGGAGCAAUGGCCGUCUUGGAGAUCACGCCUGCGGAACGAAUACGCGAGCUCAACGACAUCAGUGCAAGCCUCACUGAGACGCUGAGACACAUGAGCCAAGCGAUCAAUGCUCUCUCUCCCACCGCGCCAAACCAAGAGAACAGUGUCGACGCACGCACGGAAGUGUUUGAUGAGCAUUCGCGAGCGGCAUAUGUGGGUAUCCAAGCAUUCAAUGCCAAGAUGAAGAGGCAGGCUUAUGCCCUCGAGGAGGCAGGCAUUAUCGCCGCAGAAGCGCCCACCAUCGUGACGGUGAACCCACUGCAACGGGAAAUCUCUAAUGCUUCAAGCACAGCUGGGGUAGAGAAGAUCACGAACGGUGGGCUCGGCAACUUUGAUGUCGGUUGGCUUAACAGCAGAGGCAACAAGGUUGGCAUGGAGAAGGAGGCCGAGCUGAUGCAGGAGGCCAGAGGAUUGCUCGAAACAGAGCUGAAGAAAAGAGGGGAUGGUGCAGUGGUGGAAUGAGGCCGAGGAGGCGUGACAGAUAUCGCACGUCUACCCUGAAACGCGUCUUGCAGUCAGCCUGCGCGAACGGCUACAAAAAACCAGUGCGUGCUAUGCGUCAACAGGCUCGACGGUCGUCGAGGCAGACCUGAACUCUGGGCGAACUCAAUACUUCAUACUUGAACGUUGGUAUUACGUGCAGACAUCGCCACUGUUCCAGGGUACACCUAACGAAUUACGGCAAUCUAAUCGUUAGUGCAAGCAAUGUUCAGAUCUAUCAAUUGCUGACUAGCUACAGAACCACCAUGAGAUGAGAAAUUAUGGGUAUUGUAAUC
Messenger RNA from Baudoinia panamericana UAMH 10762, 907 nucleotides. RefSeq lists its product as uncharacterized. Gene Ontology annotation, cellular component: mediator complex. Gene Ontology annotation, biological process: regulation of transcription by RNA polymerase II. The record is from RefSeq and is a predicted model, not a curated record. The coding region runs from base 99 to 593 and encodes 164 amino acids. The transcript has a single exon. NCBI's taxonomy places the organism in Eukaryota, Fungi, Ascomycota, Dothideomycetes, Mycosphaerellales, Teratosphaeriaceae. Gene Ontology annotation, molecular function: transcription coregulator activity.